GUCCAGGAUGGCUUCUCUGUCUAAUGUAAAUUAAAAGGGAAGAUUAGAUUAGAAAUUCACAUGCUCCCUAAUUUUAAAAAUUCUGAUUCUAAAUCUUAAAUGCCAGUUUUAAAAAAAGUAAUUAUUAAUUACUAAUGGCCUGAGGAAAAUAAUGUUAGUGGAUUUCUAACAAGGGAAAAACCCAAAACCAGACCUAAUACUGUACUUCAGUGUUGAACAUCUUACUGAUUAUCUUCCUUUUCCUUUCUCUUGCCUCAUUCAGGCUACUCCAAAGCAUGCACUUAAGAGAGGUUAGGAGGAGAUGUUUUUAAUCUACAUUUUCUACUAGAGUCUUUUUUAUGGAUGAAAAAAAACUGGAAGCUGCUGAGAUGAGACAUCUGUGUUCUACAAUUCCCUGUUUGCUGCUCUCUUCCUCAUUAUCACAAAUAGCAGAGUUAGCUACGAUCUGAGAGCAUUUUUCCAAUUUAGUUUAUAUUCAUGUUAAGCCACAGCCACAUUUGGAGAAAAGCUGACAGCCCUAAGUUUUAUUUUUUUUGUAUUAAUCUCCAAGGAUCUAGGCAAGUUCCUAAAGAUAAAUCCAUUUCCCCCUCUCAGGAAGGGCUUGCCUUGAAUUACUCACCAAAUCCCAGAAAUAGCCCAUCGUGAUUGCUUCCUAGUGUCACCAGAUGCUGGUUUCUGCAGACCUUGCCGGGGACUGUCCAUCCUAGGCAUGACAUUUAGCACAAGAACCUUUUUGAGCCUAAGUCAGUUAUACUCAGUAAUGGCUGGUUGGAGAGAGCUGAGCUCCCGUUAAAUACCAGGUCUGGUUAAGGAAUAAUCCAGGAAGCAGAAAGACUUUGCAACUUCAAAGGAAGGGUUCACGUAAUUCAUUUCACAUUACCAUUAUGUGGUAUUACUAUGAGUAAAAAUGUUCUACAUGUCCCAAAAGUACCUGAGUCACCUGCAGGACCAAAAUGGAGGAGAGACCACAGCACUGCCUGUCCAGAUUGCCAGACAACUCUGCCCUGAAGCAGCAGGAGUUACCCGCCCACCGGCUAUAUUUCACAGCGAGAAGAGUCCUCUUUGUCUUCUUCACAACAGGAAUAUUCUGCCUUUGUAUGGGCAUCAUCCUUAUAUUGUCUGCAAGGAGCACUCAGGAAAUAGAGAUUAAUUACACAAGAAUAUGUGCAAAUUGUGCAAAACUGCGGGAAAAUGCCUCUAAUUUUGACAAAGAAUGCACCUGCUCUAUUCCCUUUUACCUUUCAGGAAAAAUGAUGGGUAACGUUUAUAUGUACUACAAAUUGUAUGGCUUCUAUCAGAACCUGUAUCGAUACGUUCGAUCCAGAAGUAAUAGACAACUGGUGGGCAAAGACAUAAAAGCUGUUGAGGACUGUGCCCCAUUUAAAAUGUCCGACAAUAAGACCCCUAUCGUUCCUUGUGGUGCUAUUGCCAACAGCAUGUUCAAUGACACCAUAAUUCUUUUACACAACAUUAAUUCAUCUGUACAAAUCAAAGUGCCAAUGCUAAAGAGUGGACUUACGUGGUGGACAGAUAAGUAUGUCAAAUUUCAGAAUCCAAGUUCCAAGAAUCUUGCUGAUGAAUUUAGAGGAACCACAAAGCCUCCAAACUGGCCCAAACCUAUCUAUGACUUGGAUAAAAAGGAUCCAAGAAACAAUGGCUUCCUCAAUGAUGACUUCAUUGUGUGGAUGCGGGCAGCUGCCUUUCCCACUUUCAAAAAACUGUAUGGUCGACUCAAUCGAACACACCAUUUUACAGAAGGCUUGCCUGCUGGUAAUUAUAGUUUCAACAUAACCUAUAACUUUCCAGUAACCAGGUUCCAUGGAGAAAAAUCAGUUGUUCUCUCCACCCUGACAUGGUGUGGGGGUAAUAGCCUUUUCUUAGGUCUUGCCUACACAGUGACAGGAGCUAUAACAUGGUUGGCCUCCUUUGCCAUGAUGGCAAUUCACAUCAUGCUGAAAAACAAGAAAAUGUCCUUCUUCCAUCAGUAAAGCCAAGCUUUCAAAAGAAAAGGAGGAAACAAAAAUGGACAGUGAAGUAACAGAACCAAAGAUGUCUGAAGGGCUUGAAAUGACUGGAAUGUUUCAACAAGGGGAACUAGAUUGACUGAACUAAAAUCAAUUUGAAAUAGAUAAUGAAGAGAAUUUUAGAGUUAAAAAGAAGAAGAAGGAAGAAGAGGGGAGGCAUAAUUAUAUGUAGUAAAAUG
Molecule: messenger RNA, 2203 nt
Organism: Piliocolobus tephrosceles (Ugandan red Colobus)
Lineage: Eukaryota; Metazoa; Chordata; Mammalia; Primates; Cercopithecidae
Product: cell cycle control protein 50C
Exons: 7
Coding region: 954-1988 (344 amino acids)
Biological process (GO): phospholipid translocation
Cellular component (GO): endoplasmic reticulum; Golgi apparatus; plasma membrane
Source: RefSeq, a predicted model, not a curated record